Emericellopsis atlantica is the source of this 1643-nucleotide messenger RNA. RefSeq lists its product as uncharacterized. The coding region runs from base 333 to 1154 and encodes 273 amino acids. Lineage: Eukaryota; Fungi; Ascomycota; Sordariomycetes; Hypocreales; Bionectriaceae. The record is from RefSeq and is a predicted model, not a curated record. The transcript has a single exon.
UGGACGGCAGCGCGACCUCCCACGAUCCAGUUCUCACUCGACAAUUCACCCUGCUACAUGACCAAGCUCGUCUGGAUACGAGAGCGUGCAAUUUCACGAUGACGACGCCGUGCUUACCGUGAGGCCUCGUCAAGUGGGCAGAGCCAAGCUCGCUAAGCCUUAUUUGCCAAGAAUCUGACAUUGUCACUCCCUCUCGCUCGUCCUUUUUCACGGGGCUGCGUGAAGUUUGAACCAUUCUUUUUCUUCUUAUUUUUCUUCCUCUACUCGACGUUGAAUCACUCUUUAAUCUUGGUACCUCUCCUCGCGCAGCCCUGCCUGCAUCACCGCCAGCCAUGGAAACCCCAGGUCAAUGUAAAGGCUCACCAACGUUCAACCUCGCCGUCACAGACUCGGCCUUUUCAGAAUGGCCCGACAACCUUCCGGGUCUCGUCUGCAAGACGCCUCCCAUGGGCUACUACCACGCCGCGCGCUUCGCAGAGUGCUGCUCGGGCACCGUCUACAACAUCACGACGCCCACCUCGCCCGACGACCCAGCCUACCCAGUCACAUGUGCGCUGCUCUGUCAGGUGGACCCGAAACUGGAUGAGCACAACGACAGAUAUCCAUACGGAUUCAGUGAGCAUUUUAUGUGCCUCGCCGACGGCCGCGUCGGCUUGUCAGAGGAGGAGAGCAAUCCCAGAGGCGCGCCAGGCGGCGAAGUCGUGUGCGCGACGUUGACGGUGCCUGGUGUCGAGAUGCCCACGAGCUAUCCCAACAGCUGGACGGGGGACUGGCAGACGAGAAGCUACUACAGACAGGACGCGGGUUACUUGUCAUGGACAUGGGUCGACAAUGGGGAAAGCAUCCCAACGAGCAGUUCGGCGUCAGGGGAAAAGACGCCAAUAUCAUCCACUUCCGCUUCCACCGCUACCAGUACACCUGCAACCACAUCAGAAGGCACAUAUACUGAGCAGUCACAAAGUACACCAACGAUAGAAACGACGCUCUCCUCACCGACUGGGGACCGUGUGCAAGAGACUCCUGCAACGACGGAAACGGCUGGCGAGACCCAAGCGGAGACGACAGGCGAUGACUCGGAUGAUGGGAUGAGAAUGCAUUUCACGACCGGCGCGGUUCUUACUCUCGCGCUCCUGGCGACAAUGUUCAUAGCGUGAUGAGGUUGAAUCAUCGAACCACUGUACAAAUGUAACAAUCAUGUAUAUAGCACACACACUGGACGUGCAACAAUCGAAUUGGCGGCUGUCAUGGCCCUAUCCAAGGUCAGGCCUGGCGAAGCAACCACGCAGUAGGAUGCACAUAGAUUCUGUGUUGGCUGGACCUGCAUCACCAGCCCCCUCACUGCCACUUCUCUUCUCCAUCCCACCACGCAUCAGACGACAGCAAGCCAAACGCCAAGCAUGUCCCGCUACGUCCUCACGUUCUUCACCCCGCCCCCCUCGCUCGCCGUCAUCAAGCGCGCCCUCUUCGCCACAGGCGCGGGCCAGUACCCCAACUACGCCGACUGCUGCUUCGUCUCGCCCGGCACCGGCUCGUUCCGUCCCACGCAGGGCGCCCACCCGACGAUAGGCACCGUCGGCACCGUGGAGCAGGUAGACGAGCUCAGGGUCGAGGUGGUCUGCAAGGGCGAAGUCAUCAAGGCCGCG